This is a messenger RNA of Aureobasidium vineae, 2043 nucleotides long. NCBI's taxonomy places the organism in Eukaryota, Fungi, Ascomycota, Dothideomycetes, Dothideales, Saccotheciaceae. The record is from the annotation of a GenBank genome assembly.
AUGAGGUCCACUCUUACCCUUACCGCUCUUGGAGCUCUGUCGACCUCCAAUGCACUUCUCACAAUCAAGAACAACGAUUGUACGACAUUCGUUAGUAACCUCUCUCUGCCAGAAAACACCACGAUCUCGAAUACGACACAUCAUCCACCUCAGACGGUCAACGUCACCAGCGGCGCGCAGAAUAUCUAUAACAAAUAUGCCUUCUGCGAGGUAGAUGGCAUCGUCUCCUACGGUAGCAACUCAACUAUGCACUUCUCAGUCUACCUUCCAGAUGCCAUAUCUUAUAAUGGCCGCUUCAUGGCUGUUGGAAAUGGUGGUAUGGCCGGAGCACUAGACACAGUGGCUCUGAUGGAACAACUCAACUCUGGUUUUGUUUCUGCCGCUGGCGAUGCUGGCCAUCUUGCCAGUCUCAACAAUGCAGGUUCUGGGGCACCUGACACGUACCUCCAGUAUCUGCACAAUGCAGACGAAGUACAAGCCUGGAUUCAUGAUGCGAUUUCUCUCUUCGUACCAUCUACGAAAGACAUCAUCAAGGCCUACUACAACAAAGCCGCAGCGUAUAGCUACUACAGUGGUUGUUCGACUGGAGGGGCUCAGGGAUUUGCUUUGGCUCAGUAUCAUCCCGAACUCUUCGAUGGUAUCAUCGCCGGGUGUCCCGGUAAUUGGUACUCCCAUCUAGCACUUUCAUUCCUAUGGAAUGGACAACACGCAGUAGUGAACGCAUCAUCCUAUCUUUCACAAGCAGUCUUGAACUUCACUGGUCAAGCAGUCCUGGAAGCCUGCGAUGCCAAUGAUGGUGUUAAAGAUGGGGUUAUCGAGAANCCCCUGGAAUGCGAUUUCUCCAUAGACUCUUUGGCUUGCAACGCUACCGCAACAUCUCGUACCAACAGCAGCAUAUCCUGUCUUACUCCAGAUCAGAUCACAGCUGCAAAGGCCAUCUAUGCUGGGCCCAAGAACCCAGAAACUGGAGAACAACUCUAUCCUGGUUUUUCUCAUGGUUCCGAGAUUCAGUGGAUUCUGCAAGAAGGUGACCUCGCCGACGCUUUCUCCAUCCCUAUCUUGCAGAAUCUGGUUUACGACAACUUGACCUACAAUGCAUCUACUUUCGACUGGGCAACUGAUGUAACCGAUGUCGACGCAAAUGCUGGAGCCAAAAUCGAUGCCAUAAGCACCAACCUCACAGCUUUCCGCAACAGAGGUGGCAAGUUACUGGUCUACCAGGGCUGGUCGGAUCCUCUCAACGCGCAAUCGUGGCCGAUUCAACAUUAUGAAGAUGUGCAGUCUUUCUUUGGCAACGACAUCUCUGACUUCUACAACGUGUUUAUGGUUCCUGGUGGUGGACAUUGUGGGGCCGCGAGUUUUUAUCCUCAAGUGCCUGCAACGUACCAUACUGUCCCUGCGUUGAUGGAUUGGGUGGAGAGAGGGGAGAAGCCCGAGGAAGUUCUGACGACCGAUCCCUCUGAUGGAGAGACGAGGAGUAGGAAACUGUGCACUUGGCCCAGAACAGCGACAUAUGUGCAAGGAGAUGUCGAUGAUUGGACAUCUUCCCUUACUCUCGAAAAUAAUCACUGGAACGCUGUGCGACCCUCGAUUCCCACUCCCGCCACCUCCAUCAAAUCUAACGCCGCCAUCACCUUCCCACACUUCACCGACAUUGCCGUCACAAACACUCUUGCCAGCACCCCUCGCGCCCUCACCGAUACCGCGAUGAACACCCCCAGCACCGAAACCUUCCCUAGCUGGAUCACCCCAGCUCCUGAAAGCUACCAACACAUCCACGAGCGUCGGGAAGCCAACUACGACCCCGACGAUCCCAACUGCAAGGUCAUUGAUCUCUGGCAGAAUCCUUUGCACAACAUUGCUGAACCGAGAUAUACCACAAGUUGCCGUGCGGAGUUCAAUCCCAACUACAAGCCUUAUAGUUUCGAGGAUGAGCGUGGCAGUAAGGAGGGUAAGAAGGGCAAGAAGGGCAAGAAGGGCAAGCAUCACAAGACCAAAGAUGGAGACAAGGCUGUGGCUAUGGCUAUGGAGACUGGGGUUUAG